CCCAGUGAAGCACAGGGGCCCGCAGGGACUCUGGGACCAGUCUGAGCACCCAGGGAUAAAGCAGCCAAGAAUAGCAACAGGAUCAGAACAACUGAAUGCUGUGGAGUCUUCAACAUACAGCAGAAACAGGGCACAGGUAGCCCCCUUGUUUGAACUCAGGAUGUCUCUGAUGAUGGCACUUGUCUUGGCCGUGGUCUUCAUGGGCCCCUCCCCUAACAUGGCAGCCCCUACAGGUGUGACAGAUGAUGAAGCUUUUGACCUUGAAAACUACAGCCUGAACAGUGAGAUGGACUGGGAGAACCUAGACGUCAACAUCUACGGAGACAGUUAUGAUUAUGAUGACUUGGACCAAGAGAUUGAGGUGGGCACCGUAGCUCCAGACCCCCCCUCUGCAGCAAGCUUGCCCACAGUUGAGUACCAUGAGGAGGAGCUGACCCUGCCCCCAGCUCCCGUCACUCUGGACUUCAAGGGACCGGGUCUCUUUGGCCCUGAUACUGGCCUUGGUAUGCCCACCUGCUUGCUGUGUGUGUGUAUUGGUGGGAGUGUGUACUGUGAUGACACAGGCCUGGAUCAGAUCCCACUCCUUCCUAAAGACACCACCCAUUUUUAUGGCCGCUUCAACAACAUUCGACAUGUCAAGAACACAGACUUUAACUACCUCAAUCAACUCCAGUCCAUUGAUCUGACAGGGAACCAGAUUUCAGGGAUGGAUGAGGAUGUGUUUCUGUCUCUGCCGCAGCUUCACCAGUUGCUGCUGGCUGAUAACAACCUGCAGAGCAUGCCUGAGCUGCCAAUCACCAUGAAAUACAUCGAUCUACGCAACAACAGGCUGAUCAGUAAUGGGGUACAUUCUGAGGGAUUCAAGGACAUGAGCCAGCUGGAGUUCCUCUAUCUGUCUGACAAUAAACUGGAUUACAUUCCUGUACCACUACCACUGGGUCUGAGAGUUUUACACCUGCAGAAUAACAACAUCCAGACUCUGUACGAGGACUCCUUCUGUAACAGCCAUGAUCGCCACUUCAUCCGCCGUAACCUGGAGGAUAUCCGCCUGGACGGCAACCCCCUAAACAUCCAGCUAUUUCCCCAGGCCUACGUCUGCCUGCCCCGCCUGCCUGUAGGGAGCCACUGAGAGCUGCCAGAAACCAAAGAAAGAGCCUGGAGAGGCCAGGAGGCUCUGAGGAGGGAUGGAGGUUAUAGAUACUGUCAUGGGGUUGGAAAAUGUCCGGUUACUCAGAAAUACCUUUAUUUGUUAUGUCAGUGGUAAGUGAAUGUUCUAGGAUAUAUUUUAUUCUGUGUACCAACUUUUCAACACACACAAAACGCCUGUAUUUUCAAAGAUAGACGCAAGUGUUAGUGUUCCAGCAAUACAAGACCCAUGUUAAUGGGAAUCUGUCACGCUGUUGAAAUACUGUGAUAGUGAGA
Messenger RNA from Trematomus bernacchii (emerald rockcod), 1422 nucleotides. It is a transcript of the gene optc, whose product is annotated as opticin. The record is from RefSeq and is a predicted model, not a curated record. Gene Ontology annotation, molecular function: protein binding. The transcript has 7 exons. Bases 161 to 1129 code for a protein of 322 amino acids. NCBI's taxonomy places the organism in Eukaryota, Metazoa, Chordata, Actinopteri, Perciformes, Nototheniidae.